This is a messenger RNA of Trypanosoma cruzi, 2574 nucleotides long. RefSeq lists its product as uncharacterized. Lineage: Eukaryota; Euglenozoa; Kinetoplastea; Trypanosomatida; Trypanosomatidae. Bases 1 to 2574 code for a protein of 857 amino acids. The transcript has a single exon. The record is from RefSeq and is a predicted model, not a curated record.
AUGUCACAUCAGGGGGUCUACGAGGACGACUUUGAGCUUGACGAAGACGAGAUCUCUACAGACCGCGAGCGAGGCCCACCGUUGACACCCAAAUCCGUGGAUGCAUCACCGGCUGCACGAGAAGUUACGCGUGGUAAGGAGACUUUGCUGCCAGAGCCUCAUUGCAUGAACGGCAAGAAAUCUAUCCCUAUCGUCAAGGCCUCCAGUGGUCGUCGCCCGCCGCAGUUGAUUCAUCCCCCCGCGUCGCGAAUUGCCAAAGUAAAACCCCCCGUGGUCACCGGGAAUCAACAGCUGCUGCACCUGUCGAAGCUGACCUCAGUGACGCAAAUGGAGCCUGAUAGUGAGAGAUUAAAACACAAUGUCAAUAGAAAUGAGGUGCCCGCUCGCACAUCGGAGCCGCGAACUGAUGUGUUGUCGUCAUCUUCAACACCAUUAUCAGGGAGAAAAUGUGCGUCAUCACCCGCUUUAGCUAUGGAAAAAGGUGCGAGGCAUUGCGCGACCGCGGUAGCACCGAGGGAGCAUUUAAGGACAUUGCCGCCGAUGGCGGGGAGACGCGCAAGUAGCAAUGAGGAAAAGCAUGUGAGACCUCCAUGGCAUCAGGAGUCGGAGUCUGUUCUCACCAACGAGGACAAAAAAAAUUAUGAGGAGGCUGAUGUCUGGAAAAGGAAAACAAAUGUUUCUCCGAUGAAAGCUUUUGCGGAGAGUCAAUUCAAAGUUUUUUCUGGAGCCGUAGGAUCCCCGCAAGCGCCCCCAACUGCUCAGUCCGCUCAACACGGUGGAGGGGAUGAAAAGUCAACGUUGAACACAAAGGAAGUGUUGUGGCAGCGUCCAAAACAAAUUUCUGGCAGUAGUUGCGGUCGUAUUUCAGGGAAAGACCACGAGUCAUCGUUUUGCGGGUCUUCUUCCGAUACAGAAAGUCUGCCCCGCGAUGCAUGCCGCAGGAAAAAGCGGAAAGCCGGUGUGAAAAACAAUGAGGAGCGUGCCAGUGUACAGGACAACCAGACAUAUUCUAGCGAUUUCUCUUCCGAUACAGAAAGCCCACCCCGCAAUGCAAGCCGUGAAGAACUGCAGAAGGCGAUUUUAAAGACCAGAUACGAAGUUGCCAAUGUACGUCGCGUUAGGCGGGCAUUAGAAAUUUCAUUGCAAACAACUACAAGGAGCAGCAUAAGAAGGGGAUACCGAAGGGCUCACAUGGAUGUGGAUAGGCUGGAUCGGGAAAACCAACAUCUUCAGCGUCUGUUAGGGCUUAGAGAGCAAUGGAUUGGAUUUCCUGAUUUGGCCCUGCGCAUUGCUGAAGAGGAGUUGAAGUAUUCACUUGAUGAGCUUCAGCGAGCAAAGCGACGCCAACGUGACCUUUGGACAGAAAACAGGCGACUGUCCAUUUUUCUUACGCAAGUUGUCAGGGAUCAUAAGCCGGUCGAGGAAAAGGUUGCUAGUCAGUAUCGGGAAGGCAUGUAUAACCGUCUUACAAUCCAAUCGAAGUUGGAUACUCUGCGGGAGAAGCUGGCAGCGACACGCGAAAGUUCUGCUCGUCUUUCCGAUCAAAUUCGUAAUUUGGAGGACCGUGUUCGAGCUGCGGGGUUAACAUGCAUGAAACCCGAAGAAUACACCGCAAUGCAAAGGGCUGUGAGAAGGAAUACAGAACAGAUUGAGAAGCUUAGCGCCAUCGUUACGGUGCCGUUGGGGACGAAGGAAGACGGCAGCCAUGGGGACAUGCGCUUAUCGUCUGGAAGCCUCUCCAGUGUGCAAUAUCCAGGGCGAAGUCAGAUGGAUGCGUUGGUUAUGAAACUUGUGAAGCAGGUGGAAAGGAAAGAAGCACUGAUCAAAUUGUUGCGUCAGCGUCUCGCUGAAACGGAACCUACCGUGUCCACGGGCAAGGAAGAAGUAUUGAAACUCUCGCCGCGGGAAUGUGCCCUGACAGGUGAAAAGAGAAAUUCCCUGGCGUCACAAUUGACUCCCAAUAUGCUUGUGCGCAACGCUGGUUCUCUUUCCCCACGCCAAAUGGAUAGUGAAGUUAUCGCCCGCAGUAUUUCUUUUUCAAAGAAGGAAGGUCCGCGCGAGCCACAACAUCAACAGUCAAAAAAGGGGGGUGACCGGGUGAAUGGAGCAAUAGAACCUCGAGACGCGGAAGGGGGACGUGUUACGGGAGCAGAACAACCCACAUCUGGUCUCGCGAAGCAGGAUAAAACACUUUUGGAGCACUCGGAAUGGCAUAAGAAUGGGUGCUCUUCUUCCCCUGGAGUUAUUUCCUCCUCCAACACUAAUCAACCUUCGAGAGCCGUUUACGAAGCGGUGGCCAAUGAUGCCAAGAAUCGCCUUGUCUUGAAUGAUGGGACGACGGUAAAGAUGAAUGGGUUAACACAAUAUAAUGGGUUAGACGAAUCGCAGAUUCCCAUCGAUGACUCUCAAUUACGUUUAUCCCCAACAACACUCACCAAACUGAGUUCCACCAAAACUGGAGAUAUUCCUUUCACUGAGAAAAGCAGUUCGGUGGAAAAGGAAGAGGCGGGUAACGCUGCUCAGGGGACAAGGGAAACUGGCAGAACAACCCCCCUCUGGUUAAGGGAAUAUUAA